Messenger RNA from Toxorhynchites rutilus septentrionalis, 3301 nucleotides. RefSeq lists its product as uncharacterized. Lineage: Eukaryota; Metazoa; Arthropoda; Insecta; Diptera; Culicidae. The record is from RefSeq and is a predicted model, not a curated record. The transcript is spliced from 7 exons. The coding region runs from base 376 to 3084 and encodes 902 amino acids.
UAUGUGAUGAAUUCGUUCGCUACUUUCGGUGCAACGAAAAAGGCCAACACGUAUUUUGUAGCCUCAGUUUAUUUCCACGAUUAUUUAUAGUAAUAUUUUUUACUGAUGGAGUUUCGUUCACACUACUCUCUAAAUAACUAAAAUGCGUUAAAUAUUUUACUGAGAACAAUUUUGGUAAUGCUCCCUCCGCAAUGUGCCUUUGAAAUUAGCAACGAUUUGCUGAAAAUCAAAUUGGGGCAAAAGUGCAAGAGAAGAAGAAGUAGGUGACUUCUUCCCGCGAUCCUAAUACACAAAUAUAAAAUCAAACAUGAUUAUCCACAUUUUCUCAGAUUAGAAUUAAAAGUACGACAGAACUGAUUCUUGGAUGAAGUGAAAAUGAUCACCGAAUGUUUCAGGGAUAAUUUCGGUAAUGACUCAAUUGUGGACUCGGCCACGGUUUUCAAGUACGAUCAGCUGGAAACUGAUACAAACUCCUCGGAACUAAGCCACGGCAGUACCUCGAGAGAACCGCAAUCUGUGCAGGAGAAGACAGCACUCAUUGAUUCGAAUUAUAUCGAAAGUAAGAUUAAAUGUCUCUUAAACGGAGAGCGUGCCGAAUUACAUUCAUCUGAAAAGUCAGAAAACGAAGAGAGUAGAAAAGAAAUUAGAGGAAUCCUGAUAACAGAAGAUAGCUGUAACGCGGUUGACCACAAAAUUUCGAAUUCUUUGGAAGAUGAGAAAAAGGUUUCUGUGGAGGAUCUUUCCUUUAACGGCAAAAUCAACUGCUUUAAUGGUAAAAUGUCUGACACUAGCCCGCGCAGCAAUGCCGAAAAUGUAGAAUUGAAUCAUAGCGACGAAAAGUUGCGUAGAGAUAAGUUUAAUGAAUCAUUUGAAAUGCUAACAAAGGAAAACAGUUCAUUAAUGCAUUAUACGAAUGAAAAAUCUCCGGAUCUUUUCGAUGACGAUGACAGUGCUGCAAAUGACCUGAAGUCAGAUACGGAAGAUAUACCCUUGGAGGAUAGAUCGUUCAACACGUCGAUUCUAAGUAGUAGCAUUGCCAAUUCUGCAUGUCCAGCAGCAGAAAUUGAAAGAGUUAUACUGAAACGUUUACAAGGUUCCUUGUCUGGCGUUUUACCACCUCCGUCCGUGACGUUCUCCAACAUCGAUGUUAACCGAAUGUUAACACUUUACCGGGAGAAUGAAGCACGGUAUGUUUACCGACAUGAUCAGCCCACACAGGAAUCAAAGGAAGAAUUGAAUGAGUCCAGCGUACUUUCAAAUUGUUUAAGUAGACCAACUCACACGCGAUCAGAUAUUGAAAUGCUUGGUUGGCCCGAAUUGUUGAUGGCCAAAGGAUACGGAUUGCAUUACAAUCGAUCUACGGUUUCGGAAAAAAUUGAAUUGUUGGGAUUGAAAUACAUUGAUCGAUACAUAGGAGCUGAAACUAGCUCUACAUUCAACAUAACUCAUUCGCCGUCCAGUUCAAAGAAGCGAAAUCUACGACUGAAAAUGCUUAAUCAGUCACCGGGUCGCCGGCUGAGUCAUUUGGCACGACGUCGAGCAAUUUUCUCUUCAGCUAAUCUUCUCUGCAGCUCCGGUUCUACGACGAAAUCUGCCUCAAUGACUACGAGUCAAACAAAUCCGCUUCGUUUGUGCAAUAGGCAAAUUCUGCUGGAUCCAAAGAGCAAAACCAAUCGGCGGAAAAGUAAAGGACGAACGCCGAAACGUCGCACACCAAGCCGUCGUAAUACACCACGCAGAAAAACGCCCGGUUCCUCAGCAAAGAAACGUGUUAUGAGUUUACCUGUGACGAAGUUAACCCAACAUCCUGUUAGCCGAGAAACCUCCAAGCGUGCUCUUUUUCAGAGCCCUUCAAAUGAUAAUUCAAAGCCAGAACCUUUGCACAAACCCGGAAUCAGCAGUGUUUUGACGGAUAAAAUUCAGAAAUCUAAGCGAGCCCUAUUCUCACCUCCCAAACGCAUCCAUCGAUUCGCAUCAGUUUCCAUUCGGCAAGAUUCGUCAGUUAAAGAGUCGUUGAUGUCAUCGCAACAGUACGGAUCAACAAACAACAUUGAUAUGCUGCGUGAGCAAACUAUCGAACGUAUCGGGAAGAGAAGACGAUCCAUCGAUGAAGAGGAGAAUGUAGACGCAGUGCCGUCGGUGAAAAUGCCCAAAUUGGAUAAAGAGGAUCUAACGCCUAGAUCAUUGAAGUUUGCUAGGAGUCAAAGUUUCUGUGUGGGUUCUCAGAAUCUUAACACAAAAAACGCAUCCGAGUCGGGCCUAUGUGGCAAAUCAUUAUUCAGAGCUAACUCAGAAGUGGCUUUUCCUGACUCCGUUGCACGACCGGUAACAACAUUAUCGGAAAAUCAUAAAAAGAAAUUGCUGUGGGCAGUAUCACAAUCACUACAGACGAAGCAGAUCUCAGUGAAACAUGAAAGCUUUAAGCACUAUGCUUCUAACCUGGCGAGAGUUGUUAGGCGCUUAUUUUUAGAGUUUGAUACCCAAUUAGUUGCUAGUACAAGUGAGAAGUUGUUGCGGCUAGCCAACAAGCACGUGUUCGAAGUGAUACAAGGUAACAGCGUAGAUGAUAUCUACCUCAGAGAGAAGACGCGUAUCAUGAGUGCGAGAAACAUCUCCAAAUUGCAGGGCUACAUCGGCCCCGAAGAAUAUGAACAACGGAACCGUCUGCUGAAACGGAGCACCUCCAUCUGUACCGCAACAUCAGAAAGCUCCAACGAUAGAUCGCCGUUUAUCUCCUCAAGCCAACAAUUAAGUCAAAGUUCCAUCUUUUCACAAAGUUCAGAGUUUUUAAACCAAUUGUCGCAAACAUCAGUCCGUAGUAGUCAAGUUGUAUCAAGCACAGCACCCGUUGCUGUUGCUACUGAUUCGACUAUUUCAGAAAAUACAAUUCUCCGGGAAAAUGUUAACAACGAGCAGAGACAAAAAUCGGCACAAAAACAGAUUUCAUUCUCCGGCAAAGACCAAAAGAAUCUUAGUCCUUAUGCUGACAGCAAGGCAGGUUCUCAGGCUAAAACAAAGAUUCUUGUCGGAGGAAUGGUUACCUCUAGCAUAAUGAAAGCGAAAAGACAAAUUUCAUUCGAAUAACAGAAUGCGGUAUGAUUAAGUCGUUUAUAGUGAACCGUAAGUUGAUGAAUUAUGGUUUAUUUUCCUAGAUUUUGUUUUGUAAUUCAGUCUAUUUGCGUUCAAUAGCAACAAAACCAUGCGUAGAAAUCGUGUCACUUCUAAAUUAUUUUCUUAUAUUUUCAACAUAGUGUAAGGUGGGGCAUUUUUCUUCGAAAAUAAAGAAUUAUUAACUUAUUAA